This is a messenger RNA of Syngnathus acus (greater pipefish), 6167 nucleotides long. It is a transcript of the gene cdk13, whose product is annotated as cyclin-dependent kinase 13. Gene Ontology annotation, biological process: positive regulation of transcription elongation by RNA polymerase II; protein phosphorylation; transcription elongation by RNA polymerase II. Gene Ontology annotation, cellular component: cyclin/CDK positive transcription elongation factor complex; nucleus. The transcript has 14 exons. Gene Ontology annotation, molecular function: ATP binding; RNA polymerase II CTD heptapeptide repeat kinase activity; cyclin-dependent protein serine/threonine kinase activity. Lineage: Eukaryota; Metazoa; Chordata; Actinopteri; Syngnathiformes; Syngnathidae. The record is from RefSeq and is a predicted model, not a curated record. The coding region runs from base 844 to 4965 and encodes 1373 amino acids.
GUAGUUUGAAAGCUCGUCUAGGGCAGCCAGUCAGCGGGGCCCAAGAAGUGUUGGAUAGCACUAGCCCAGUAACGCGCUUGCCUUGCCUAAGUUCACGCCGUUCGGGAACUUCAUUCAAAUCAAGCACGGUGCUCGCUUGGGGGCGCCUUCGAGAAUGAUGACGCCACCGACGGGAGCGAAUCACUCGGCGGAUCACACGACGGAAGACGCGGCUUUCUGACGGCAGUUGCGAUCGAGUCCACGCUGAGAGACAAGAAAGCUUCCCAGUUGGCUAGCGACUUGGCGGCUAACUUCCUUGUUGCGACUCGGCGGUGUCAAAUGGGAGGCCGACAAGUUUGCUUUUGACUUCGGACACCAACCUACUGGUGGAAGUACCCGCUCGUACCGCACCAGCCGCGGUGGGUUCAAGGAAUCGGGGCUUUAAAUCCGGACGGGCCUCGGGCCUGCACUCUUGUCCACGAAUGCGGUUUGUCGUCGGGUACCGUUAGCCCCCGGAGGCUAACCUAGCUCACAUUUACUUAGCAUGUGCUAGCCAAUUUGUAAAAAUGCACACCGUGGAGGAGUCCGGACGUUUAAUAGUCGACUGCUAGGUGAAUGUCAAAUUGUUUGUGCGUGUGGCCGAAUUGGGUCGUGAUUAAACUCUCGUGGAACACAUUCUAAACAUAAUCUGUUAGCUUUGUGAUGCUAACGUGAAGCUAGUGAUCGCGAUAGCCGCGGCAUUCCGAACGUGAAUUAUGAUGCUAACUGGCCCGGUGUUAUUAUGUCCCACUGCACAGCCGGAAGCAUAAUAGUUUAAAAGGUUCUUUCUCAGUGAGCGUGGCGUUGAUGUAACCCUCUGGAUAAAUGCCGAAUUCGGAUGUAGUUCGGGAUGGCCGCGGCCGGAGUCCCUCCGCGCAGCGAAAUGCUAGCAGGCAGGACAGGCGUAACGUCAGUAAGCCGGGAAGCAGCACGGCCCAGCGGGACAGACACCGGGACAAUCGACGCUCCUCGGCUUCUCGUCGGAAGAAACGCAGACAGGCCAAGGACAGAGACUUGUGGCACAUUGGUGCAACGGAAGGCACUGUCAAUGACCGACAUGGCACUUUGGUCAAGGAGGCUGAACUUCAGACACUGGUGGAGUACGAUGACGUGAGCUCCCAGUCCGAGCGCUUCUCCGGUAGCCCCUCGCCUAAACUGGAGCGUCACGUCGAUCGGUUCUCCGCGGACUUCGGGGAGUGUAACGGCCCGGUGAGGGAUCGCCGGGACGUUUUCCCCAUCAGGGACGAGCAUGCCAAAGGACCCGUGGAAAGGAGCAAGGACCUCGACCGGAGGAAGGAACGUCCUAAUCGUGAGAGAAACGCCAAACCUCGUGGCGGCCUCAGCCCGAGCAUCUCUAAAAACCACAGAGACGUGGUGAAGGCUAAUGACAAAAAUGGCAAAAGGUCGUCCGCCGGUCAGUCAUCGCAGGCUGUAGACAAACGGGACUCCAAAAGGCGACAGAGUAAAACGAGAGCCGAUAAAGAACCGCCGUCUGCGUACAGAGACGUUCCUCCUCAGUCAUAUCGCGACGAAGAGCAGAGAGCCUACAGGAGAAGCCCGGGAUUCAAAGCUGAAAGUCCCUAUGGGACAUCCUACUCGUACAGCUACCAAUCCCCGCCUGGCUACAACCAGAUGAUAUCGCGACGAAGCCCCACUUACCCGAACAAAAGAACCUCUCCCAUGCCCAACUACUACGGCCGAGACGCUGACGUGUACGGAGCUUACGGCGUUGCCAAGUCACCCAGCUCGUACCCGGGCAGCAAAAGGAAGCGAUCCCCUACCAGUCCGGCCAACUGGCGCAGAUCUCCCAGUUACGGCCGGCACAGUCCGUACGAGCAGGGGGAGUUUGUCGCCAGUCCGUUCGGAGGCCGGCGGAGAUCUCGAAGUCCCUACAGGAAAUCCCUCAGCCCGAGUCCAGAUGUCAGGCGAUCGGUGAGGUCUCGCAGUCGCAGCCCGUAUCCUCCUAGCAGGCAUUCUCGCUCCCGCAGCCGCCACCGCCAUUCCCGCUCCCGCAGCCGGCCCUCCAGCCUCUCACCGAGCACGCUGACCUUCAAGAGCAGCCUGGCGGCCGAGCUCAGCAAGCAGAAGAAGGCCAAAGCAGCCGAGGCCGCCGCCAAAGCCAAAAGCGCAGGCAACUCUUCCACGCCCACCAAGGGCAGCACUGCCGCUCACCAGCCCAGUCCCAAGACCAACCACGCGGCCAGGAAGGGCCGCCCGCCCUCGCCACCCGCACCUCCAACAACAGCGGCGGAGAAAGGCCCACGCACGCCCACGUCCAGCCAGCCCCAGUCGCCCUCCAACCGCACUUCUAAGAGGAGUACGGAGCAGCCCGCCCCCCGGAACAAAGACGCAAAGGCAAAAGAUGACUCCAAGAAGAAAGCCACGACGGCAAGCGGGCCGAUCAAAGAGAAGGAACGAGCCAGUGGGACCUUCAUCUCUGGUGUCCCGUCCCUUCCGCUUCCCUUGAGUGUUCUUGAGCAAAUUGAUAAAGUUGACUGCGCAAAGGACUUGUCGGCGAAGAAGAAGUCCGACCGAAAGGGUCGACAGCUGCUUGCCGAACUGCCGCUCCCGCCGAUUCUUUCCAGCCGGACGUCUUCUCCUCGCAGCCCGGCCGACGAGAAAAAGAGCCAAGCGCUGCGUAGAAGGCCCAAAAUGUGCGGCCCCAGAUACGGUGAGAUCAAGGAGACAGAGAUCGACUGGGGCAAGCGCUGCGUGGACAAGUUUGAGAUCAUCGGCAUCACGGGAGAAGGCACGUACGGCCAGGUGUACAAAGCCAAAGACAAGGACACAGCGGAGAUGGUGGCUCUGAAGAAGGUGCGUCUGGACAACGAGAAGGAGGGCUUCCCCAUCACGGCCAUCCGAGAGAUCAAAAUUUUACGGCAGCUCAACCACAAGAGCAUCAUCAACAUGAAGGAGAUCGUCACCGACAAGGAGGACGCGCUGGACUUUAAGAACGAUAAGGGUGCUUUCUAUUUGGUCUUUGAGUACAUGGACCACGACCUGAUGGGGCUGCUGGAGUCGGGCCUGGUGCACUUCAACGAGAGCCACAUCAAGUCGUUCAUGCGGCAACUGCUGGAGGGGCUGGAUUACUGCCACAAGAAGAACUUCCUGCACCGUGACAUCAAGUGCUCCAACAUCCUGCUCAACAACAAAGGAAAGAUCAAGCUGGCAGACUUUGGUCUGGCUCGCUUGUACAACUCUGAAGAGAGUCGGCCGUACACCAACAAAGUCAUCACGCUGUGGUACCGCCCCCCGGAGCUCUUGCUGGGCGAAGAGAGGUACACGCCGGCCAUCGACGUCUGGAGCUGCGGAUGCAUCCUGGGAGAAUUGUUCACCAAGAAGCCCAUCUUCCAAGCUAACCAGGAGCUGGCCCAGUUGGAGCUGAUCAGUCGGAUAUGCGGCAGUCCGUGUCCGGCGGUGUGGCCGGAUGUCAUCAAGCUUCCCUUCUUCAACACCAUGAAACCAAAGAAGCAGUACAGGCGACGACUGCGGGAGGAAUUUGCCUUCAUUCCUCCGACUGCGCUGGAUUUGUUUGACCACAUGCUGAACCUUGACCCCACCAAACGAUGCACGGGCGAGCAGGCGCUGAGCUGCGAGUUCCUCAAAGACGUGGACCCCGACAAAAUGCCCCCGCCAGAUCUCCCACUGUGGCAGGACUGUCACGAGCUGUGGAGCAAGAAGCGUCGGCGUCAGAAGCAGAUCCCCGAGGAGUUGGCCGGCCCGCCCAAGGCGCCGCGCAAGGAGCUGGGCCUGGACGACAGUCGCAGUAACACACCUCAGGGAUUCCCGGCAUCCGCCGGCAUCAAAGCCCCGAGUGCGGCUGCUUCUUCACUGCUGGACGCGAAAGCUCCAAACUCCCAGUUGACCCAGGAGCAAUUCGCCGUCCUGCUGAACCUCCUCGGGCCGCCCAACAACGCCGCCGCCGCCGCUAACCCGGCCCAGUUCUUCCAGGCUGUGAGCUCCAAGGUUAACCAGGAGACGUUGCAGCAACUGUCCAAAGUGCUGCCCCCCCCUGAGGCAACUCAGCCACUGGUCGCCAAGCCCCCGCGGCCGCGGACCCCGCCCAUGCCCAAGCCCCCUUCUCCUCCCCCCGAAGGGGAUGCGGCAGCGGCCGCUGCUGCAGCCGCCACUCAGACGGCCGUCACCAUGCUGCUGGCUCAGCUACUGCAAGCUCAGAGGCAGGAGGCUGGGGGCGGGCCGGAGGCGGCCGACAGCAACCUGUCAGCGGGAGCAGAUGUGCUCCCUCCCGAUACCAAGAGACCCACAGAAUCCAGCCCAGUCACCCCUGUGCCGGACCUGGCCGCUGUCCCCAUCCUGCCCCCGGACCAGAGACCCCCCGAGCCCCCGGAGCCACCUCUGCACGCCGACCUGGACUACAGGCGGCCGCCGCCCGAACCCAAGCCCGGCCACGCCCCGCCCAUCGCAUCGGCCGGGGGAGGCGACGGCGGCGCCCGCCCGCCCGAGCCUGACUACCCGCCCCUGCCCACCGCAGAAGGGCCCGGCUACGGGGGCGACUUUGGCCACCCGGUCCCGCCACCCCCCUUCACUCCCACAGGCUUUGGGGACAGCUUCAUGGGUCACAUGAUGGGCGCGGGGUUACCGCCUCACUCACUGAGAGAAGCGUUUAGCGGACCGAGCCAGGCCCCACCCCUAGAUUCCUUCCCCCCACCGGUCCCCCCCACCACAGGAGGAGCCCCUGGGAUGUUGUUUGCCGGGGACAAGGACCACCGCUUUGAAUACAGCCCCCUCCCAGUGGAAGGCCAGCCCAACCCCGGGGCCCUCCACCUGUACAACCACACUCUGGUCCGGAAGGACGGCAUGCCGCCUCUUCCCCCGCCGCCCGUCCCGCCACCAGGCCGCGCUUGGGCCUCGCCCUCCUCCCAGGUGCCCCUCGGCUUUGUCCCUCACAUCAACUCCACCGUUCGAGGUCGAGGGCUGCCCUUCUAGACAAACUGGAAGCGACACUUUGUGAUUGACGCCCCUCCCCCCGUCCAAGACGGUCAAGUUUGUUAGAGGAGCUUUUCUCAGACCAUUUUCAUAUUUUUGUUGUAAUUUGUUUUAUGAGUCUUUUAACGUCAAUCUUUUGAGGGGUGGGGGGUGGUGGACAGCUAGUCUUAUUCUGGUGCAUUCUUACCCUACCAGUGACUGCGACCUCUUAGACAGUACUUCAGGAUUGUUAGUAGUCAUGUUUUGCACUACUGACUGAAGUUCAAAAACACUUUUAGCAGGUCAAGGGCAUCGCAUCAUUUCACCCCACCCCCUGCCUUCCUCUCGUAUUUUUUUUUUUUUUUUUUUUUUACAAAAAUGCUCCUGUGUGAUGACACUUGGAUGAGCAAAUUUCAUCAUGGCUGCGAGACUCUGGAGCAAAUGUAAAAGUUGUAAAAUGGUUCAACGUAAAAAAGGACACGAAGUGUUUCUUCUCUUUUUUUUUGGUAUUAAAAAAAUCCCGACCACACCAGAUUUCCCUUUGGCAAGUGUUUAUUAAAGAAAUGCCACUGUGUAAAACUAUUGUCUUUUCAGUUACUAUAAAGAUUAUUUUUCAAUGUCUUUUUGCUGCGUUUGACUGUAUGUGACCUAUGCUACCACUGGAUGGUGCCAUUUUGUAAAAGUUAUUUUCUACUCUAGGGUAUUCUCAGCGGAAGACAAAUGUGCUUGCCAUUCAUUCAGCACGUUUUUCACUGCCACGGGGUUUCAGAAAGCUUUGAGCAUCGGUAGCUCGUGAAAUACAAUUUUUUUUGUCUUUAUUCAAUACUUUUUAUUUGGAACUAAUAAUGCCGCUAAUGAUUUGGAGAAGCAAAAUAUUUCCCCAUCCAUGACAUACUUAUGUAGUCGUCUCCAAGAAUGAUUUGCAGCGAGCAGAAACUUGGAAGUGCUUCUACAGCUUGUCAAAGACCUCAAGAGCCCCUUUAAUGGUGAUUUUAAUAGAAAGCACUGGCGUCAAGCUGACAUUUUUCUUUGGCAAUCAUCAAGCAUAAUAUUCAGUGCGUCGUCGUAAUGACAUACAAGAAAGAAUAGGACACAAUCACAGCGCUUUUGUGAUGUAUAAAUAGCAAUUUUGUCAAGUAAAAAUAGCGUGUCUGUACAUGUGUAAAGAAAUUAAAAGAGAACGGAAAUGUAACAAGCAGAAUUUUAAACGUGUUCUCAAUGGG